AUGAACCAAGAGUUUUCGGAUUACUUCAAUCUCUCCCCGAUGAGCCUGCCGGAUAUUCCGGCCGAUUUGGAUCUUGGAUUGGAAUCCUCCUCCUUGCAGGCCAACAUUGAUCCUUCACUAACCGCUGGCUAUGUGCAUACCGGCGCGGAUUUGGGGGCGCACAACCGCCACACAAGUCAACAACAAAAUACUCCAGCAGAGUCUCGCCCGAGGACUGCUGAUCAACCCGAACAAGCACAUCGAAGUGAGCCACUCAAUGGUGAAGCUUCGGAAGGGUUGAAUGAAUUCACUUCAUUCUCGCCUACGAUGCUCCCUUAUUACCCCCCGAACUAUUCCAGGCAUCGCAUCUCCCUGGCAAGGAACAUGUCCCCCCCGCAGGAUGCAAACCAACAAGGUCAAUAUGAAACAAUGAUGGAUUUUAUUCAACAGGACGGAAAUGCCAAUACUACCGACGGUACAGAUACAAGAACUGAUCACGGCUACAGUCACGGAAUAUCUUCUUCCAGUCUGCUGCAAUCCAUCGGCGGCAAUACACAAAGCUCCAGCUCAGGUACCUUAAGCGGCUUAGGGCAGCUAGACCAGCACCAGGAGGAAACAUCAAAUCCGAAUGCUGAGAUCCAUCCCCCAGCCGUAACAUCAUGGAUUCGCAGACUAUCAGAUAUGAACAUGCAACUCCAUCAGCACAUGGUGUCCAUCCCCCUGGUUGGAACAGGGCAGGGGGGUCAAGGAACUAAUAGUGGAAAUUCUCCAAACUCCACGGAGGCUGAUAAACGACUUCCGGUGGAUCACACGUUUAAACUCUCAUAUCAAUAUAUGGAACUGUUGAACAGCAUCUUCUCUCAAUUAAAAUCACGCAGAUGCGGCAAUGCUUCACAGAAGGCCGCAGAUCUCACACUAGACCAACCCUCUCAGCUGCUUGUCUUAUCCAGCUACCUAUGCCUCGUCGAAUCAUAUGGAGUGAUCCUACAGCACAUCAAGGCAUGGACUGAAGUCCCGCUAAAGAUGGGAACAGGAAGCGGCGCAUCUGCUUUAGACGAUAAGGGAAAUGGUCUUGACUUCCCAAUCAAGCUCCCAAGCCUCGUUGUUGGCUCCUUUGAGCUACCAGACUUCUCCUCAACCCGACCGCUUGUUUUGGUAUGCAUCGUCGAAACAACUAUGAUGCAUAUGCAUGCUCUAGUUAGCGACGGAAUGAAACUUGCAUCAAACACUGAUUACGGUUCGUUGACGGAGACUGCCAAUUCGUCCCCUCGUGCGGAGAAGCGCAUGAUUGGGGUUGGUGGUAGCAGUGAUGGGCUUAGUAGCGUGGCUAAGGUGACACUGCAGGCGAUCGAAGCCCAUGAAGAUUCCACACUACAGCUAAUACAUGUAGUCUGGAAAAUGGCUCUUCGAUGUGCCAUGCUUUGA
Messenger RNA from Venustampulla echinocandica, 1404 nucleotides. RefSeq lists its product as uncharacterized. NCBI's taxonomy places the organism in Eukaryota, Fungi, Ascomycota, Leotiomycetes, Helotiales, Pleuroascaceae. The record is from RefSeq and is a predicted model, not a curated record. The transcript has a single exon. Bases 1 to 1404 code for a protein of 467 amino acids.